Molecule: messenger RNA, 408 nt
Organism: Cucumis sativus (cucumber)
Lineage: Eukaryota; Viridiplantae; Streptophyta; Magnoliopsida; Cucurbitales; Cucurbitaceae
Product: sericin-1-like
Exons: 2
Coding region: 1-408 (135 amino acids)
Source: RefSeq, a predicted model, not a curated record
AUGGGCAUAAAUUAUUAUGGUAGUAGUGGUGGUGGUCGUAGUGGUGGUGGUCGUGGUCGUAGUGGUGGUCGUAGUGGUGGUGGUCGUAGUUGUAGUAGUCGUAGUCGUCAUCGUAGUAGUAGUAGUCAUAGUAGUAGUAGUAGUCGUAGUAGUCGUAGUCGUAGUAGUCGUCGUAGUGGUAGUGGUAGUGGUAGUGGUAGUGGUAGUGGUAGUGGUAGUGGUAGUGGUAGUGGUAGUGGUAGUGGUAAUGGUAGUGGUAGUGGUAGUGGUAGUCGUAGUAGUCGUAGUCGUAGUGGUCGUAGUGGUAGUAGUGGUAGUAGUGGUAGUAGUAGUAGUAGUCGUCGUCCAUUUCCUCCUUUUUUGCAGCUGCUAUGUGCAAACAAACAUAUGCAAAAAUUUAAAUCGUGA